Molecule: messenger RNA, 1134 nt
Organism: Vigna unguiculata (cowpea)
Lineage: Eukaryota; Viridiplantae; Streptophyta; Magnoliopsida; Fabales; Fabaceae
Source: RefSeq, a predicted model, not a curated record
AUGGCAUACAAGAAUGUGGAAGGGUCAUUUAGGAAACAAUAUAAAAUUGUUUAUGACUAUGCCCAAGAACUUUUAAGGUCAAAUCCUAGAUCUACUGUGAAGGUCAACGUAGAUGAUAAUGAAGGACAGAAAACUUUCAAAAGACUGUAUGUGUGUUUAAAGGCUUCUAAGGACAACUUUGUUAAUUGUAGGCCUAUCAUUGGGUUGGACGGAUGUUUCCUAAAAGGCAAAUAUGUUGGGGAAUUAUUAUCAGCUAUGGCAAGAGAUGGUAAUGAUCAAAUGGUUCCUUUGGCGUAUUGUGUUGUUGAAGUCGAGAAUAAAGAAACGUGGAGUUGGUUUUUAGAGCUCUUGGUGGAUGACCUUGGUGGGGUUGAAGUGUGCAAGGGAAUAACCUUCAUGUCUGAUCAAGAAAAAGGACUACUACCAACACUACAAGAAUUAAUACCUAAUGUUGAACACAGGUUCUAUUUUGGUCUAGGUCCAGGUUCACAAGGCAAGCAAUAUGUGACACUUAUCAACAAUAUGAGCGAGGCAUUUAACAGUACAAUCAUUAAUGCAAGAAGUAAGCCAAUCAUCACCAUGAUGGAAGAUAUUCGAAUUUAUCUUACGAAGAGAUGGGCCAAAAAUGGAGUUAACAUUAAAAAGGUUGAAGGUUCCCUCUGUCCCAAAAUCAAAAACAAAUUGGAUAACGAAUUAGAGAAGACAAAAUAUUGGAUACCUUGUUGGGCUGGAGAAAAAUUGUUUCAUGUUAACCACAUGUCCAUGACUGGUGACAAGUUCGUGGUGAACCUAGACAAAUUGGAGUGUACAUGUAGAAAAUGGACAAUCACGGGAAUUCCCUGCUGCCACUCACUCACUGAUGUGAGGUUCCUCAAUAUUAAUGUAGAACAACAUAUACCUCACUGGUUUUUGACAUCAACAUAUGAAGAAACAUAUAUUCCAUUGAUAUAUCCAGUCAAUGGACCUAAUGUUUGGGAGAUGAAUUCAAAUAUUGAUGUUUUGCCACCACCAAAGAGGAUCUUGCCAAGGAGACUUAAAAAAAAGAGAAGACUUGAGAGUUGGGAGUUGCGCAAAGAUUCUACACAACUGAGGCAGGGUGGGCCUAGAAAAAGGUGCGGGAUAUGUAGACUAUAG